Molecule: messenger RNA, 1356 nt
Organism: Varanus komodoensis (Komodo dragon)
Lineage: Eukaryota; Metazoa; Chordata; Lepidosauria; Squamata; Varanidae
Product: V-type proton ATPase subunit S1-like
Exons: 10
Coding region: 1-1356 (451 amino acids)
Cellular component (GO): proton-transporting V-type ATPase complex
Source: RefSeq, a predicted model, not a curated record
AUGACCCCUCCAGGCUGUUCUUACUUUGAGAGAAACAGCCUAAAAGUAGAAGACAAAAUGAAAGCUACAAGUAUCUUGCAUUCCUCUCUCCAAGGUUUGGCGAGUACUUUACAUGAAGGGCAUUUCAUCUCAGAGCAUGAAUUGCAUACGUUACUGCGACAUCCUGUUGUUUCUUCGGAUUCAAGAAACCUUGUCUUGUUUCUUCAAGAUAUGCUUAGCGUGGAUGACUUCACACGUUACACUGACUCUUCUGGAAAUGAGGCACCAUUUCGCAAUGUUCAGGCACUGCUUAGGACUUCAUCAUCAUCUUUGGUUUUGCCAGUUGUGGACUGUGAUGCUGUCAGUCACCUUUCAGACUAUCUCCAGGAAACACUGAACUGGACUGUCGUAAAUGUGGAAGGCCCUGAUAGAUCACAGCUGAGAAUGAAUGCCUCCCAACCCAACCUAUUUGUGAUAAAUCUACACCCUACAAGGAGAGCAAAUGAACUUUCUACGCGAAAGGAAUUAAUGGAAAAUGACAAAAUAAUUGGAGAAUUUACUAAGCAUUUGCAGCUACAAGGAAUGGAAUAUUUAGCCAUUUAUACAGCCAGGAGACCUUCAACGGUGAGUAUGAGACUGGAUGUAUCCUGGCACAGUAAACGACAACUAAUGUCUGUAAAAGAAGAAAAGAAUGAUCUUUAUCCUCCACUGAAUGUGACCACUGAGGUCAAUGGGACAGACGUCAUAUGCAUCCUCUUUUAUGCCACUAAUUUCAACAUUACAACCAAAGAUGCUCACAUGGAUCUAGCAUACCGAACAUUUGUGUCAGGUGAUGUCAGUACCACUUCGUCUUAUUGUUCAGACACCAAUGCAACAUUAUCAUUAAAAUACACUAAGCCAAUGCGUGGCAUCGAGGAUUUGGAAAUAAGCUUUAUGAUGACCAACAAGUUCUAUAAAGGCUCUGCUCGAAAUUGGUUCACUCUGGAUUCUGUUCAUAUUGUACAAAAUGGAACUGCUCCUGCUAAAUUUAACGUCUUCAGCAUUUCUGGUCCUGCAGAGUAUUCAUUUCAUUGCCAGCUGGUGGGAACAAGCAACCAGUAUGGUGCAACACUGAUUCCAGACAGCAAAGAAGCAUACAACUGGAAAGUUGUUAUUUCUGAGUUUCAAAUUCAAGCUUUCAAUGUUAAAAACGUCAUGUUUUCCUAUGCAAACGACUGUACAGGAUUCUUCAGCCCUGCAAUUUGGAUGGGUUUGGUGACUUCAUUAAUUUUAUUAUUGAUCCUUACCUAUGGAAUUCACAUGAUUACGAAUCUCACAACAAACAGUAGAUUUGAUGAUCCCAAAGGUCCAGCUCUUUCAGUACCUCAGUCAGAGUAA